CCUACAACGGGUAGUGAUGAGGUUGUGAUAGUUGAGGAAGUUGUGGCAGAUGAAGUAGUAAGUUCCAAAAAUCCAGAAACUUCCAAUUUAUCAACAUCUAUGGUUGAUCAGCUGCGACCAAUAUUCCCGCAAUUAUCAAACGAUGAAUUAAGAGAGGCAUCAGAACGUUAUUUAUCUGUUGAUGAUGCCAUUGAUGGUCUACUUGAAAAAAUCCCAGGGGGAAAUGGCAAGUAUUUCUCGUUUAUAAUAAGCAAUAUUACAUCCAAGAAAACAGGCACUUCUAUAAAUGAAAAAUUAAUAUUCAAUAAAUGGAAAUUGUAA
Messenger RNA from Paramuricea clavata, 321 nucleotides. The record is from the annotation of a GenBank genome assembly. Lineage: Eukaryota; Metazoa; Cnidaria; Anthozoa; Malacalcyonacea; Plexauridae.